GGCUGAAGACCUCGGCGAAGUUCGUGGAGGCCAUGCUGGCGCGCAGCAAGCUGGAGGAGCAGGGGCUGGGCACCAAGGGGGGCACGCCACCACUGGCCGAGACGGGCUCGCCACUUCCCCCGGGGUCACACCGCGACGAGGACGUGACUGCCGACGCCUGGCGCGCACACAGGAAGCACGUGUUUGUGCUGAGCGAGGCGGGGAAGCCCAUCUACUCGCGCUACGGCAGCGAGGAGGCCCUCUCCUCCACCAUGGGCGUCAUGAUGGCGCUCGUCUCCUUCGUCCAGAGCGGCGACAACACCAUCCGCUCCGUCUACUCAGACCAGCACAUGGUGGUGUUCAUGCAGCAGGGUCCGCUGGUCCUGGUCUCUGUGUCCAGCAGCGGUCAGUCGGAGCAGCAGCUGCGUCAGGAGCUGCGCUACGUCUACAACCAGAUCGUGAGCAUGCUGACGCAGGCCAGCAUCGAGCGCAUCUUCCAGCACAAGAAGAACUACGACCUGCGGCGCCUGCUGGCCGGCUCCGAGAAGAUCCUGGACGCUCUGCUGGACCUGCUGGACCGCGAGCCGAGCUUCAUGCUGUCGGCGGUGCGCUGCGUGCCGCUGCCAUGCUCGCUGCGCGACUCCCUCGGCCAGACGCUGCAGAAGGCCAUCACACCCAACCUGGUCUUCUCCAUCCUCAUCGCCCACCAGCAGCUCGUCACCAUCGUGCAGGAGAAGACGGUGAUCGAGGACGCGCGCCUCGAGCCCUCCGACCUGCACCUGCUGCUCAACCUCGUCGGCGCCUCGUCCGCCUUCCAGGCCGGCGAGAUCUGGACGCCGAUCUGCCUGCCCUGCUUCAACCCCGACUGCUACUUCUACGCCUACAUCUCGUACCUGGACCCGCCGGACUGCACCGUGUGCCUGCUGCUGCUCUCCACCGACAAGGAGGCCUUCUACGCCGUGGCCGAGUGCAAGCGCAAGAUCGAGGAGGCCAUGCUGGCCCAGAAUGCACUGGCGGCCAUCGCCAAGGCCCACUCCUACAGCGUCAGCCAGGUCGGCGUCUCUGACCUCCGACACUUCAUGUACAAGCCGUUCGACGUGCCCGACAACCACCGUCAACUCACGCAGUUCACAAGGUGCCCCAGAGAUGGAGUGCCCAUUACAAUCUCUGGGGCAGAAGCGGGGCGUCUGUUGGAUCUGUACCGGGACCUGCACAGCCGCAUCCACAGCUCCUCACGGCCUCUCAAACUCAUAUACCACGUGGCAGAGAGAGAGACGCUGCUCGCCUGGGUGACUAGUAAGUUUGAGCUGUACACCUGCUUCAGUCCCCUGGUGACGAAGGCGUCGGCCAUCAACGCCAUCACCAAGCUGCUGCGCUGGAUCAAGAAGGAGGAGGAUCGCCUCUUCAUCCGUUACCCGCCCAAGUACUCGACCACCCCCAACCCCAGCCGCAGCGCACGCAAGGCCGCCGCCGACCAGCACGACACCACCGACAACGGCUUCCUCUCGCUACUCUAGCGCCCCCUAGUGGACCGAGCCGGACUGGUCCGGACUGAGGCGGGUCGCCUGUUGGGGGCUGGGCGCCGUCAUGUCUUCCUGAGCCUCUGUGCUCCGACCGCUGAGUCUUACUGACACCUGAGUCAGACCUCUCAGGUGGACCCUAGUGACCUACAGCUCGCUCUCUGUCAAUUCUCCCUCUCUCUCUCUCUCUCUCUCAAUUCUCUCUAUCUCUCUCUCUCUCAAUUCUCCCUAUCUCUCUUUAUCUCUCUCUCUCUCAAUUCUCC
Molecule: messenger RNA, 1762 nt
Organism: Alosa alosa (allis shad)
Lineage: Eukaryota; Metazoa; Chordata; Actinopteri; Clupeiformes; Clupeidae
Gene: mon1bb
Product: MON1 secretory trafficking family member Bb
Exons: 4
Coding region: 33-1496 (487 amino acids)
Biological process (GO): protein targeting to vacuole; vesicle-mediated transport
Source: RefSeq, a predicted model, not a curated record